Messenger RNA from Pomacea canaliculata, 1623 nucleotides. RefSeq lists its product as uncharacterized. Bases 25 to 1551 code for a protein of 508 amino acids. The record is from RefSeq and is a predicted model, not a curated record. The transcript is spliced from 6 exons. NCBI's taxonomy places the organism in Eukaryota, Metazoa, Mollusca, Gastropoda, Architaenioglossa, Ampullariidae.
CAAACUUUUUAGAGAAGACAAGGAAUGCAAGAAGUUGGGCUCGUCCUGUUGGUUCUCCUUCUCGUAUUAAGGACAGGAAGUAGUCAAACUAUAUAUCCGACGGGAGGCUUAAAGACCAGCAAAACUAGGGUCCAGACCAAUCGCUCUCGAACAUUCUUUUCUAUAGUCAAGACAGGCAAUGCCUCUUCUCUGGAAACUGCCACAAUAAAUUCCUCUUCAGUGACCUCAUCGUUAGAAAAUGUAAAGUCUGGAGCUAGCACAGCGACUCUUUCUCCAGAGAAGGUAAGCACCAGAAACACUUCUUCAGUUGACACUUUUUCUGCAAUCCAAUCAAAUGAAAUUAUUCCUAGAAAAACUGAACCAGGGACUCCAGUAUCAAGAACCCCAGCACUGGGGAAUUCAGCGUCAGGGACCCCAGCGUCUUUAGUCUCCGGCUUAGGAGGUCAGCCAUCGAGUUCCUCGUCUUUCGUAGCCUCGUCCUCGGGAUCCACAAGCCACUCGUUUACAGGAACUGCUCCUAAUGAAGCAAAGGCAAACGAUAUCCCGUUGAGUUCUUCUUUCAGAUACAACUCCUAUGUGACUAAUGAAGCCACACCUUCGUCCUUCGCCAAAGCAGACUCGCAAAACUUCAGUGAAUCUCCAUUCUUGACUUUGCACAACUCGACAAUUCUUGGCGAUAGUGCCAGCUCCACCCCUGCUUCCGGUGUUGCUCAGGAGCUUCAGAGCUUUUUUACUUUGUUGGGAAUAGUAUUGGGCAACUCCAGCAGAUCCAUGACAGCCGAAUUUCUGCCCUCGCUGAUGAAAAGCGGCAUUUUGCUUCAGAACACUCUGCAGAAGCUCAGUCUCGUGACUCAAGACCUACAACCGUGGCCACGGUGUGCGGCGGACCUUGCAGCCUUACACACGGGACUUCAAAAAGGGGAACCUUGGGCCUUAAAAAUGAUAGACGCCAUGGGAAAACCACAGGCUGGCAUUCUGCUAGGGGAGAAAACUCUUGUGGGACAGUAUGAUGAAUGUCGGGGGAUUUCCCAAAAGGUGAAUGAUGGUGUGAUCGAGGGGCUGUUUUGUACUCUUCAAGUGAAGAUGGACUUUUCCGGUCGAGGUGGUCAGCUGGCUGCUGUGACCCAAGUCCUCAGCACUGUCUAUGUUGACAUCUGUCUUCCAGCUUCGUGUAGAGACGAAGCGGACAUGCUGGCAGGAGAAAUAGCUGACACCUUGGGACAAAGAGUGGAAAAGACGGCUUGCGUUACCUCCAAGGAUCCUACUGGUGACAAACUAUUUUGGGCCACCAUCGGGAUCAUCGCCUUUCUUACCCUCCUUGGAGCGUGGGGCACAGUCUACGGCAUUUACCUCAAGAGGAGCGAGAAAAGAGAGAAGAUAAACAGCAGGUUAAGAACGCCACACUUUAACAGUGAUAUCAAUAUGGCUUUCAAUGAUGAAACUCCUGCCAAUGAAAAAACCCCUCUGCAGGAAGUGAUGGUUGAAGACAAUAAUCUCUCACCGACGGUAACUUCCAGCGGACUAAAGAGCUAUGUCAGAUCCAGAGAUUAGGUGCGAACAAUGAAACCAACCAAGGACCGAGUUGGAGAGGCACUGAUUGAUGAGUGAUCAAGGCUCACCCUG